Molecule: messenger RNA, 2274 nt
Organism: Heterotrigona itama
Lineage: Eukaryota; Metazoa; Arthropoda; Insecta; Hymenoptera; Apidae
Source: the annotation of a GenBank genome assembly
AUGCAGACAUUUGGACAUUUUCUGAAUAGUUUUGAACACAUGGUAAAUUGCACGCGUGUCCCAGCUAACAUGUGUGAAUUGCACCAGUAAAGGAAAAUCUAUCUAGAACUGCAGGACGAACCAUCUCGUGGAAAAAAACGCGAUCGUCGAAAGGAUGAAAUUGCGUGAAACGAAGAGAAACGGAAACUGAAGUUACAGAGCAAGCGAUAAAAAGAUGGUCAGCUGAUCCCAAUGGUACGUUACUAACUGAGUUAUUCCAUUUUUCUCUGUCUCGUGUAUUGCCCAACUGUAAAUGUAUUCACACGACGAAGCGAUUUUCCACGAGAAACGUACACGUAUGCUCAUUCUACACUCGAUCUUUCGCAUAAAUCGCCCAGCUAACGUUUCCUUCAGAUCUCUUGGAAAACUAUACAUAUAAUUUCCUGAUAAUACGAUUUUUGCGCAUAUUUUAAUGUUCAGUAAUUUGUUUGACGACAAUCGCGAUGGUAGAGUGAGAUGUUGCCCAUGUUAUCUGAAUAUUAAAUUCGUCUACAUACAGAAUUGAUAAACGAGAUAUCUCGCGUUACAUGCGUAGGGUUCGUCAAAAGGAAGAGUGUUCGUUGCAAGUGUGAGUGAUCGUAAAUUAACUUUCCAUACGAAAGAAUGUCUGCAGCUUUAGCCUGAGCGAACGAGAAAGAGUGCUGGAGACAGAGUGGAUAACUUAAGGUGCCUAGACGCAGCUGAUUGCGGGUAGUAUGAGAGAGAGAGGGUGUGAGGGGGGAAGAACGAAUGUUUGAGGAUUUGAAAGAAAAGAGAGUGAAUUUUUGAGCCCGGCGAUUGGAUGAUGGAUGAGAUCUGAGAAGAUAAUGUCAUGAGUAUUCUAGCGAGAAAACAGUUUUUUAAAUAAACCUAAUGCUCUCCUACACAUACAUCUUAGUUUUUAGUAUCUGGAAAUGUAGUGAGAUAUUCGAAAGUUUUAAACAUCUGAAAGAUUCGAUGUUUUCUUUUAUUUAUGUAUGUUUAAGACUGUUGUGAAAAAGUUAUAAUAAAAUUGGCAACUUGAACAAUUUCAUUUUAUUUCGAGAGUUAUUACUCUAUUAGGAAUAGGUUAGUAUUGAUCCGUAAACAUGAAUGAAAAGUCUCCCUGCGAUACACCGUGGUUUUCUUGUUCGUGAAAAAAUUCAAUUUCUCUGAAAAAUUGAAAAUGCGUACGGUGUAAUAGACGGGGAUUAUACCGGAAGCUGAAUUUUAAACAGAGUGAAACUUUGGCGAGGUAGUGCGCGUGAUAAGUUGGCGAAAGUGGAUCGUCGAAUAGCACGUUGUACGUCUUUCUGAUGUUCCUCUCUGACGAGAACACCGAUCUUCUUAUUGUAUAGUUUGCUGUUUGCUCAAUAUUAGAACGGUUCCCGAGUAACAACGUGGAAAAAAGAAACGUAGAUGUUACAGGGAUGAAACGAUGGAGUAACGCGUUUUCGCGAAGCAUUGUUUCAUAAUGGAAUGCGAAACUCUUUACAAGUUCUUCCGAAUUUGGGUCGAGAACGGAAGUUGCUCGGUCUAAAAGUCAAUUAGUUGGUGAAAUCUUUCUUCAGUUAUAAGGACUCGAGCGAUGAUGUCCAAAUCGUCUGAUUUUGACAAAACAAACCGAAGAUAUCAAUGGAAAACUUAUAUUUGCGAAACUUGAAUCAACAAAAUUGUUUUGCUUCGUUCGAUAGAUAAUUGACCAUCGUUUUUUGAACGUUUCUGUGUUUUAUGUCACUUUUGUGGUUAGAAUCGUUGGUUAUUGGUGGAAUCGAAAAAAUAUCGCCGAUGUCAAAAGUAUUUAGGAUAAUAAGGAUAAAAUCUCCCUCUAGUUUAAUCAAGCGUUAUCAAAGCCAGAUUCAAAACAAUCCCGACAAUUGGAAAAUCAAGUUAAGAAAUUUUUGUUCAAUCCUGGUCUGGAUUUAAUAAAUACGAACUUUAUACUCAUGAUUUGUUCGAUGAUGAGGAACCAGUGAUAAAAGAGGCGCUGCGCCGACAACCAAAAGAGCUGCUAGAUGGGAGAAAUUUCCGGUAUUCGCAGAAAUACGUUUCUCUUAUGUUAAGGCUUUUCGCAUAUUUGCGAAAAUGCAUACGGGUCAAUUGGACUUCCUGAAGAUACAUCUGCCGAAAGAGAAAUGGAUCACAUAUGAGCAGGAUAUAGAAUAUCGAUACUUGGAUCCGUUCAUAGAAGAAAUCACGGCAGAGAGAAUGGAAAUUUAUAAAUUUGGUUGCACUAAUUAUUCUGAUAUAGAUUGGCCUUAUUUUGAAAUAAAAUAG